This is a messenger RNA of Camellia sinensis, 351 nucleotides long. The record is from RefSeq and is a predicted model, not a curated record. NCBI's taxonomy places the organism in Eukaryota, Viridiplantae, Streptophyta, Magnoliopsida, Ericales, Theaceae.
AUGAGGAUACUAUGGAAAGCUGCCAUUUACAGGGGUCUCACAAUUCUUCUUCAGAAAGGCACAUUGGAUGUAGAGAUUGAAACUGAUGCCAUUCAAGCCAUCAAGCUAAUCCAAGAUGGACCAAGCCAUCACUCUCCCUAUAAAGCCCUCAUAGAAGAUACCAAGUUCUUAAUGUCAAGAUGCAAGUGUGCACUGAGUCACACACUAAGGGAAGGAAGCAGAGUUGCUGAUCGUUUGGCAAAUAUAGGAGUGGCACAAGAUGAACAUGUGGUGAUUCUGGAGGAUCCCCUAGAAACUGUAACAGCUUUGGUCAUAAAAGAUAUGACUGGAGUUCACUUUGAGAGGGACUAG